Molecule: messenger RNA, 2009 nt
Organism: Cornus florida
Lineage: Eukaryota; Viridiplantae; Streptophyta; Magnoliopsida; Cornales; Cornaceae
Product: protein GLUTELIN PRECURSOR ACCUMULATION 3
Exons: 16
Coding region: 90-1622 (510 amino acids)
Molecular function (GO): protein binding
Source: RefSeq, a predicted model, not a curated record
GAAUGUUUUACUCUAUUGGUCUCUGUCACUUCUUCAACCUUUCGUUCAGAACAGAGAAGCAAAACUAAAGAGAGAUUAAGCAGAAAGAGAUGCAUUAUUGGGUUCGAGCUUCUUCCUCUGAUUUCAAUGGAACUGUUCCUCAACCUCGAAGUGGCCACAGUGCUGUCAACAUCGGCAAAUCGAAGAUCGUAGUGUUCGGAGGUCUGGUCGACAAGAAAUUUCUCAGCGACAUCACUGUAUACGAUAUCGAUAACAAAUUAUGGUUUCAACCAGAGUGCACUGGCAAUGGGUCUGAUGGGCAGGUGGGUCCUAGCCCACGAGCAUUUCACAUAGCUAUUUCAAUUGACUGCCACAUGUUCAUUUUUGGAGGCCGUUCUGGUAGUAAGAGGUUGGGUGACUUUUGGGUCCUAGAUACUGAUAUAUGGCAAUGGUCAGAGCUUACCAGUUUUGGUGACUUGCCUUCACCACGGGAUUUUGCUGCUGCUUCAGCUAUCGGAAAUCAGAAAAUUAUUAUGUAUGGUGGCUGGGAUGGUAAAAAAUGGUUGUCAGAUGUCUAUAUCUUGGACACAAUAUCACUUGAGUGGAUUGAGCUAUCUGUUUCUGGAUCGUUGCCACCUCCAAGAUGUGGUCAUUCAGCUACUAUGGUUGAGAAAAGGUUGCUUGUCUAUGGCGGUAGAGGAGGUGGAGGACCAAUUAUGGGUGAUUUGUGGGCUUUGAAGGGUCUUGUUGAUGAAGAGAAUGAAACUCCUGGAUGGACCCAACUGAAGCUUCCGGGUCAAGCUCCUUCACCUCGUUGUGGCCAUACCAUUACAUCUGGAGGGCACUAUUUGUUGUUGUUUGGAGGGCAUGGGACUGGUGGUUGGUUGAGUCGUUAUGACAUUUAUCACAAUGAUUGUGUCGUUUUAGACAGGGUGUACGUUCAAUGGAAGCGCCUACCUACCAGCAAUGAACCCCCUCCUGCUCGUGCAUAUCAUUCUAUGACUUGUAUUGGUUCACGUUAUCUAAUGUUUGGAGGCUUUGAUGGCAAAUCAACAUUUGGUGAUCUAUGGUGGUUGGUUCCAGAAGAGGAUCCUAUCGCAAAGCGCUUGCCGGCAUCUCCACCAGAAAGUGCUUCUGUAAAUAAGGAUGUUACAGUGGCAAAUAAUGGCCUCCAAUCUGCAGUCAAGGAAAACCAAACAGAAGAAUCUGCAUUUGCAGAACUACAAAAAAGAUUAAAGAUUUCUGUUUCACUUUCUAGUCCUGACCUUCAAAUCAUAGACGAGUCUGAAGACCAAGAAUUUCUGGAACUAGCAUCACAGCUGGUUAGAGGAGGAGUUUCCAGCAUUGGACAUAUUUCAGAUAGUCAGGCAGCUCAGGUUCUUCGUGAGCAUUGGAGGAAAUCUGAACCACGGUCAAUACCACUCAAGGAACUUGCCCCUUUACUUCGUGACUACCACCGCCUGAUCACCCGUCAUUAUAUAGAGAAGGUUGGAUCUAAUUUACAAUCCAUAGAAUCCGGAUUUCCUGAAAAAGAUGCCCAUCAUUUCUAUCAUGUGAAAAAGGCUUCGCAGUUGCGUAUGGAUGAUAUUCCAAGGCUGCUGGCGGAGUACAAACAGGUUGUGUCGGAAGGAAUGGUCCAGUGAUCGUUUAAGGAGAGCAAACAGCAGCUUGUCAAAAAGUGAUGUGAAGUUUCCUUUGCAGCUCAAAUUGUCAGUUGUGCUUAACUCACAUCAGUAAACCACGGCACAUUGUAACCAUGUCCAUAAUGAAAAUAGCAAAAAGCAAAGCUCAUAUGAGUUCUGGUCAGGUCUGUCGUUAUGGUCUUGCGGUCUUGCAUUCAUUUGUAUGUAUUUAUAUACUCAUGGAAUUCUCUGUAGUACGUUGGUAUGCUUGGUGGAAGUUGAGAAGUUCAUUUAAGGAUAUGAAACUAUCCAAAUGGCAGAGGUGGAGGGUUUGGUGGACUAAUUGGCUUAACCCUAAUGUUCAACCUGGUGCAAGGAGAAAAAUAUAUAUAUAUAUUUUAUUAUGUU